Messenger RNA from Raphanus sativus (radish), 2097 nucleotides. RefSeq names its product NAC domain-containing protein 17. The transcript has 6 exons. Bases 219 to 1892 code for a protein of 557 amino acids. The record is from RefSeq and is a predicted model, not a curated record. Gene Ontology annotation, biological process: regulation of DNA-templated transcription. Lineage: Eukaryota; Viridiplantae; Streptophyta; Magnoliopsida; Brassicales; Brassicaceae. Gene Ontology annotation, molecular function: DNA binding.
CUAAUAAGUCCAAAUAAUCGGAACGGUUAGCGAAGUAGCAGAGAGAGAAGCUAAGAGACGACAUCAAACUCUAUAAUAAGUGUUUCAAUCCCAAAAGGAAGGUUUCUCUCAGUAUCAUGUAGGAUUGUUUUCGAGUUCUACUCCUCGCUCUGACCCAAAUCAGCUCUCUUUAUCUACCAAGAGAUCGAAUUGUUUGUUGUAGUUGUCACAUAACGUAGAUGGCGGAUCCUCCCCCAAAUUCAUGUUUCAAAGAGGGUAAAUUCACGGCGCCGGGGUUUCGAUUCCACCCGACAGACGAGGAGCUUGUCAUGUAUUAUCUCAAGAGGAAGAUCUACAGAAAAAGGCUUACUGUCAAUGCCAUCGGCGUCGUCGAUGUUUACAAGAUCGAACCCGACGACUUGCCUGGUCAGUCGGUGUUGAAGACAGGAGAACGACAGUGGUUCUACUUCACACCAAGGAGCAGGAAGUAUCCAAACGCAGCUAGGUCGGGUAGAGGCACUCCAACUGGGUAUUGGAAGGCUACAGGGAAGGAUCGAGUCAUUUUCUACAACUCCAGAUCGGUUGGACUUAAGAAGACUCUUGUUUUCUAUAGAGGUAAGGCACCUACUGGUGAGCGUACUGACUGGGUUAUGCAUGAGUACACUAUGAAUGAAGAAGAACUCGACCGUUGUAAUAACGCCAAGGAUUACUAUGCUCUGUAUAAGCUGUUCAAGAAAAGUGGGUCUGGUCCCAAGAACGGUGAGGAUUAUGGUGCUCCCUUCCAAGAAGAAGAAUGGCUUGAUGAUGAUGAUGAUAGUGAAGAUGGUGAUGAUAUUGCUGUGCCUGAGGAACCUCUUGUUCGUCAUGAGGAUACUCCUUGUGUGGAUAACGGCAGACUUUUCGAGCCUGUAAAUGUUCAGUUAGAUGAUUUCGAGGAGAUUCUCAAUGGAUUCCCACGUGCACCUUUGGUUCCUCAGAGCUGUAUUGAUGGCAUUGCUUUUAGUGUUCCCCUGGUUAACAGCGAAGAAGAGCUGCAGAGCACGUUGGUAAAUAAUUCUUCUGGGGAGUUUCUUAGUCCCCAGCAGACGGGAGGGUUCUUGCCGAACGGCGAGCCAUACAUCAGGCCCUCGAGCUCUGCUGUUGAGCCUUUUGUGUUUGAGAAGGAGGAUUACAUUGAAGUGGAUGAUCUUCUGGCCCCUGAACUCGGAGCUUCUUCAGUUGAGAGACCUGCACAGUUCUUGAACCCUGGUGAAUUUGGAGACUUUAGCGAGUUUGACCAAUUGUUCCAUGACGUUUCCAUGUCUUUGGAUAUGGAACCUAUUGCUCAGGAAACUUCUGUGCAUCCGUCUUCUCCGUGUAAAUUUGCCGACAACACAUCCAACGAGAAACAGCAUUUCCUUAAUCAGCAGUUCCAGGACCAGAUCCCUGAGAACAAGGUGAACAACAAUGAUUUCACUGACGAUGUGUGGUUUCAAGAUGAUGAUGAUGAUCAGGCUGUUCUCUUUGAUCAACCACAAUCUAUUACUUCUGGAUCAUUCGCGCCUCUGCCCUCAUCAGGUGUGAUGCCUGGUACUGCAAACGUAAAUGCCCAAGACCAGGAAGGUGAGAAUGGUGGUGGAACAAGCCCCUUCACAUCGGCUCUGUGGGCAUUCAUGGAUUCAAUACCUUCAACGCCAGCCUCUGCGUGUGAGGGUCCUAUAAACCGGACCUUUGUGCGUAUGUCUAGCUUUAGCCGUAUCAGGUUCAGUGGAAAGGCUAAUGGAACUCCGUCAGUGACUAGUACCGUAGUAGUAGCAAAGAAGCGUAGGAGAAACAGAGGGUUUCUUCUCUUAUCAAUUGUGGGUGCUUUGUGUGCCAUCUUCUGGGUGUUCAUAGCCACGGUUGGAGCCUCCGGGAGACCAGUCUUGUCGUGAAAGCUGGUUUUGUUGUACCAGGUUUAUCUAAUUACAUGUAAGUUAGAAAAAAACCAUGAUUAUGUUAAUCAUGGAAUAAUUAUUGAGCUAUUCUAGUAUAUGAGUCUUUGAAUGUGUACGUAGUUUGAAAGAGUAAAGAAUGUUAAAUUGCUGAUAAAAGAGUUCUGUUUAUUCUUGAUUGUUCAAUGCUUUUUGUUUGCAUAUC